Molecule: messenger RNA, 1104 nt
Organism: Drosophila novamexicana
Lineage: Eukaryota; Metazoa; Arthropoda; Insecta; Diptera; Drosophilidae
Gene: Hou
Product: glucose-induced degradation protein 8-B homolog
Exons: 2
Coding region: 198-875 (225 amino acids)
Cellular component (GO): nucleus; cytoplasm
Molecular function (GO): protein binding
Source: RefSeq, a predicted model, not a curated record
GACGGCAGCAGCAUUGGCUUUGUCCGAAAACAAACUGCAAUAAAAAGAAAAUUGUGUUGUGCACAAGCAAAUCAAUACCGUAACUGCAUCUUUACGGUGGUUCAAAAUAACGAAACGGUCGCAAAACUACUCAUUACGUACUCCCAACGGUUACAAAUAACGGCCUCAAAAUUGGCAAAAUACGGAAAAACAAGAAAAUGAGCUACAAUGAGAAAAGCGAGGCCAUCACAAAAGAGGAAUGGCUGCAACGGCUGGAGCAGUUCCCGUUCAAGCAGGCGGACAUGAAUCGUCUCAUCAUGAACUAUUUGGUGACAGAGGGCUUUAAGGAGGCCGCUGAGAAGUUUCAGCAUGAAGCGGAGCUGGAGCCCAGCGUUGAGCUGAGCAGCUUAGAUGAUCGCAUAUUGAUACGGGAGGCAGUGCAGGCCGGGCGCAUUGAGGAGGCAACGCACCUGGUGAACCAGCUGCAUCCCGAUUUGCUGGGCAGCGAACUCUACUUGUUUUUCCACUUGCAGCAGCUGCAGCUCAUUGAGCUAAUUAGGGCGGGCAAAGUAGAGGAGGCUUUGGUCUUUGCUCAGUCCAAGCUGUCCGAGUCGGGUGAAGAGAUCCGUUUCGAGCUAGAGCGCACCCUGGCAUUGCUUGCAUUCGAAAAGCCGCAAGAGAGCCCCUUCUCCGAUCUACUGGAGCAGUCGUACAGACAGAAGAUCGCCAGUGAGCUGAACUCGGCCAUAUUGCGUUGCGAGCACAGCGAGGAUUCGACGCCAAAAAUGAUGUUUUUGCUCAAGCUUAUACUGUGGGCACAGUCCAAGCUCGACAGCCGCUCGAUAAGCUAUCCGAAGAUGAAGGACCUGGAGACUGCGCAGGUGGAGCCAAAAUGAGCUAUAGAAGCGGAUGGAUAUAAAGCGAAUGGGGAUAAUCGCAAUAACAAUAACAAAUGUAUAAGCGUGGGAGGGCGUGGCAGUUCUAGAGUGAAUGGAUGUAUGCAAUCGAAGCAAAUUAAUACCAAUUUCUAUAUCUAUUUCUAUAUAUAUAUAUAUUUUAUAAAUGUAUGCAUUAGGAUUUUAUGUUGCAAAGAUUAAAAAUGUCUGAAGCUGAAUCUGGUUUCGA